Colias croceus (clouded yellow) is the source of this 2896-nucleotide messenger RNA. RefSeq names its product cytochrome P450 18a1-like. Gene Ontology annotation, molecular function: iron ion binding; heme binding; oxidoreductase activity, acting on paired donors, with incorporation or reduction of molecular oxygen, reduced flavin or flavoprotein as one donor, and incorporation of one atom of oxygen. The transcript is spliced from 7 exons. Gene Ontology annotation, cellular component: cytoplasm; intracellular membrane-bounded organelle. Bases 257 to 1819 code for a protein of 520 amino acids. Gene Ontology annotation, biological process: xenobiotic metabolic process. Lineage: Eukaryota; Metazoa; Arthropoda; Insecta; Lepidoptera; Pieridae. The record is from RefSeq and is a predicted model, not a curated record.
UAGAACAUAAAUCGCAUACAAACCUUCAUAUUCAUCUAUUACGCAUAAACUACUUUAGUAGUACAGUAAUUACUUAUCGUGCAGAUUUAUGAAUUAAAAGAGGGUAUCUUGAAUUAACUUAUCAUAAAUAUUUGAGCUAAUUGCGGGUGUUCUGAUUGUUUUUACAUAAUUGACUGCGGCCAUUACGGUCGCGAAAAUAAUUUAAUAAAAUGUAUCCAUUUUAAUCCUUCCUUAAAUUGACGAUUUUUAAUUCAAAAUGAUUUUAUUCAUACUAGAAUAUACGUGGGCGUAUAUUUCUAGUAUAAGUUUGCAAACUAUAAUACGUUGUACAUUGGUGGUGCUCGUUACGGCUUUAAUUUCCUGUCAUGUAAUACAGAAAGUCAAGUAUUUGAAAAAGCUCCCUCCUGGACCAUGGGGAUUGCCUAUAUUGGGUUGUCUCCCCUGGAUGAGCCAAGGCGCUCCACAUUCCUGGUAUCUCUCUCUUGCGGCUCGUUAUGGUGAUCUAUUCUCCUUGAAACUUGGCUCUAAUCUGGUAGUUUGCAUCGGGUCGCCGAAGAUAUUACGGGAUGUUUUUAAUAGACUUGACUCAACUGGCCGUCCCCACACCCCGCUUAACAAUUUGCUCGGAGGUUUUGGAAUUAUUCUUAGCGAGGGUGAACUUUGGAAGCGUCAACGUCAAUUUCUUCAUGAAAAAUUCCGAGCCCUCGGAGUCAAAUUGUGGACAAACCAGCGCUUCGAAAAGUUUAUAAUUGCUGAAAUAGAAGAAUUUUUGACUCAACUGGAAAACCGAAAAGGCCAAGCAUUAGACCCCGUUCUUGUUUUCGGUAGACACAUGCACAAUAUUAUUUGUCAAUUGAUGAUGAGCUUCCGCUUUGAGGAAAAUGACCCUAACUUCGAGUUAUUUAAUGAGCGUAUUUCGAGAGGAAUGAAGCUGUAUGGAUCAGUGCAUAUUGGAGAGCAUUUGUCUCAUUAUAUGAAAUUGCCGGGGAAAAUGGCUGUUUUAAAAGAAAUACAAGCAAACUUGAACGAUAUCUGCAAUUUUCACGAGCAUCACCUUAAGAAAAGAGAAGAGAAAUACUUGAAUAAAAGAAUCGGACAUUAUGAACCCGAAGAUCUUUUGGACUAUUACGUUGUUCAAAUCCAAAAAGAGAAGGACAAUGAUUUACUGCCGUCAAUCUUCAAGGAUAAUUGCAAAGUGCAGCAAGUGGUGCAAGUAAUGAACGACCUUUUUUCCGCGGGAAUGGAGACAUCGAGAACUGCUAUCGUGUGGAUCCUCAUUAUCAUGCUGAAGGAACCCGAAGUUGCAGCGAAAGUGCGGUCUGAUCUAGCAGAGGUUGUGGGAGUUGGGAAUCUGGUGACCUUGGAAGAUCGUUUGGCGUUGCCGUACGUGGAAGCUGUCAUUUUUGAAACGCUUCGUAGAGUGUCUGUUGUACCCCUCGGAACAUCUCACGUGAACCUCAGGAAAUGGGAUAUCAACGGUUACACGAUUCCAGCUGGCACCAUCAUCGUACCUCUGAUUAAUAAAAUGAACAUGGACCCGGAGCUGUUUCCUGAACCGGAAAAAUUUAUACCGGAGCGAUUCCUCAAGAAUGGAAAGGUUUUUAUUCCGGAUUACUUUAUGCCUUUUGGAGUUGGUCGUCGAGUUUGUCUUGGAGAGCAACUUGCUAGAAUGGAACUGUUUUUGUUCUUCGCUAAUUUGAUGAACCAUUACGAGAUUGCGAUGCCGGAAGGGGAAGCUAUUCCUGAUCUUGAGGGAACGUUCGGCACUACCCAUGCCCCGCUACCGUACAAGCUUGUGUUUAAGAAGUUGGUUACUUAAACCAUGGUGGUGCUUAAUGCAUUAGUCUCAGGCAAUUGUACUUAAUCUGUACUCAAUAUGGUAUUUUCCAUUGUAUGUAGCAAAUUCCCUGUUGGUUUAGUUUUAGCAUCGGAUUAUAUAACCAUACAAACGGAAAUGUAUUUUCGUGCACAAAAUACGUUUGCAGUUUUCAAAUACUCAGUGAAUAAGUUACAUAUAAUAAGUUCCCAGUGACCAAUAAUUUUAAUAAAAUAUCUACUGUUUUAUUGAGUGUCCCAGUGAUAUGUGUGUUGACAAAUGCAUUAAGCAGCAAUGUGAAAUCUUCCAUUUUUCUAUUUCAUUUUAUUAUUAGAAUUAGUUUUAUGUGCCAACGAGGCAACUUUUUUACCAAUUUUAUGACAUUUUUUUUUCUUAUUUUGAUGUAUUAGAUUAAGGAUAGUUUUAAAGAACGUGACAUUUUUUUAUUUCACUUAAUAAGUUAGUGCACUGUGCACAAAAUUUCAAUAAUUUUUGAUUGUGUCUUUUUAUUUUCGUUUAAUUUAGAAUAAGUAUGACCGUCUCAAAAUAAAGAUGGUGAGUGCGUGCAUUAAUGACUUGUCAUGAAUUUUUUCAAUAAUUUUCAGUGUUAUGAUAUGUAAUAAAUAUUCAAUAAAAUGCUUUAUAGAACCUUAUUAAAUUUACUUUUUAUAUACUCGAUUGUUUACAAGAUGAUGAAUUUUUGCCGAAUAUCGUAAUGCCGUCCGUUGCAUGCAAGGCGCACUCUUAGAUAUUAAGAUUUUCUUUUAUUUUAAUUCCGGUCAAUGUAAACUUUCAUCGUUGCGUAAAUUCCCAUAGAGCUGGAAAUUUUUAUGUAAUCUGGGAACACCUUCAGUUUAUAAACGUGAUGUGAAAAGAACCAUUCGAACUUGGGACAUAAAGACUAUCUCUAAGGAAUUUAUGCAACCACAGCUGUUUUGGUCUACGUUGAUCGGAUCAUUUCAUGACUUAUUUUGAUUAUUCUUGAUUAUAUUUUAGUUUAAGUAAUGUGACAUUAAAAUGAAAUAAUGUUUUGAUAUUAUUCCAAUUAUUCUACUUAUUAAUUGUAAUCAUUAUUAUAUA